GUCCCCAAAGUAGGUCGCAGGAACGUUGCAGGUCUAUCCUUCGAAGAGGGAAGCGUGCCCAAGCAUGGGCGGCGCAACAAGCAGAAAGACGUCCGCCACACCCUGGUCGCCUACUUGCUGGACUAUCACCCAACGGUGGACGACAAAUUUAUGAACUUUGUCAAGGGCCACGACGCCGAUAUUCCAGCCCCGAGCGACUUGGAAACCUCGUGGUCGGCUCGCCAGCGCGCCCGUUUCCUGCGUGAGGUGUGCGGCCCCGAGGUCCCUGACAACGGACUCCCCGACGGCGCCACUUGGGGGGGCAUGAGCUUCAUCCCCGGCCUCGACUCCGACGCACUCGCAGCCACUUCCAUCGCCACCCUGGCGGAGCAGGACCCCUCGGCCCCAUGCGUUGACGAAGCUGACGCCCCGCCUCUGGGGGAAUCCCCGAUAGCCUGGCUGCAGCCGGAGCCCGGGCGCGUAGCUGGAUCGGCGCGCGACGACCCCCUGGCUACCGGUGCCCCCACGUACGGCGCGGCCUGCAGUGAC
This is a messenger RNA of Prorocentrum cordatum, 528 nucleotides long. The record is from the annotation of a GenBank genome assembly. Lineage: Eukaryota; Dinophyceae; Prorocentrales; Prorocentraceae.